UGGAGCCCCACCGAGCGCUGCGGAGCAAACCUCGCCUCCCUUUCUGGGCGCAAGUGUGAGUGACUGCCCUAUGUUGUGUUGAUGCCAGUCUGCCAUGCUAGCCUGUCUACCAGGGCCAGGUGACCUGUCCUUUCAGCUUCUUCCUCACACGCAGAUGAACACUGGACUUCAGAAAUGGGACACUACACAGAAAAUGAGAACUGCUCACUAUCCUACCCCAGCCGAAUUGGAUGCAUAUGCUAAGAAGGUCGCAAACAACCCACUGACUAUAAAAAUCUUCCCCAACAGUGUGAAGGUUCCCCAGCGGAAACACGUUCGUCGUACUGUGAACGGCCUCGACACAUCAGCCCAGCGCUACAGCCCCUACCCGACUCAGGCUGCCACCAAGGCCGGCCUGCUUGCCAUUGUCAAAGUGCCAGCCAAAAGCAUACUCAAGGACUUUGACGGCACCCGAGCCCGGCUGCUCCCUGAGGCCAUCAUGAACCCCCCAGUGGCACCCUAUGCUACUGUGGCACCCAGCACUUUAGCCCACCCCCAGGCCCAGGCUCUGGCCCGCCAGCAGGCCCUGCAGCAUGCACAGACCCUGGCCCAGGCUCCUCCCCAGACGCUGCAGCACCCUCAGGGUAUCCCGCCCCCCCAGGCGCUGCCCCAUCCUCAGAGCCUCCAGCAGCCUCAGGGCCUGGGCCACCCUCAGCCCAUGGCUCAAACCCAGGGCUUGGUCCACCCUCAGACCCUGGCUCACCAGGGUCUCCAGCACGCCCCCAACCCCUUGCUGCAUGGAGGCCGGAAGAUGCCAGACUCCGAUGCCCCCCCGAAUGUGACCGUGUCUACCUCAACUAUCCCCCUUUCAAUGGCAGCCACCCUGCAGCACAGCCAGCCCCCGGACCUGAGCAGCAUCGUGCACCAGAUCAACCAGUUUUGCCAGACGAGGGCAGGCAUCAGCACUACCUCAGUGUGUGAGGGCCAGAUCGCCAACCCCAGCCCCAUUAGCCGCAGUCUGCUCAUCAAUGCAAGCACCCGUGUGUCGACCCACAGCGUCCCCACACCAAUGCCUUCGUGUGUGGUCAACCCCAUGGAGCACACCCAUGCGGCACCCGCCGCGCUGCCCGCUGCAGGCCUUGUCAACCUGCCCACAGGCAUCUCUCGAGCCCCCACGGGCUACCCAAGCGACCUCAAGUCAGUCGCCUGGAACCAGCACCAGCUGGCCCACCUACAACAGAUGUGCAGUGAGGCUGGUGGGACGCCGGUAGCCCCUGGCCUGACAGGCAAGCAUGCGGCAGGACGCGAGCUGGCAGGGCCUGGCUUUGUGGGCAAGGCUCCUGCCUACCCGCAGGAACUCUGCCUGGCGCAGUCCUUCCACCUGAAGCCGCCCCUGGAGAAGCCAAGCCCAUCCCCACCAGUCAAUGGCCUGGCAGCCCCAUUGGCCUACCCCAAUGGUCACUACUUCCAACCCCUGUGGAACAACAUUCUUCCCACUCCCAAUAGCGACAGCUCGGGGUCUCAGGACCUCACCAUGCCGUUCCAUGGUGGGCAGCCCACAGGUGCACCCCUCGACUGUGCUGCAGCUGCUGGGGCCCACUACCGAGCAGGGACCGGGGGCGGCCCAGUGGCAAGCCAGAACAGCUUGAUGCAAACCGUGGAUUACCUGAGUGGGGAUUUCCAGCCGGCCUGCUUCCGAGAACAGAGCCUGGCCAUGCUGAGCAAGGCCCACCGUGCCCCUGGUAACCGUGCCCCUGACCCCACAGAUAGCCGGAGUCUUCAUAUCCAGCACCCGGGGUAUAGAUAGGGAGCUUAUCCGGCAUAGACUGCCCUCCUAGGUUUAGUCUUACUUUUGAGUAACUGGAUAGGUUAACUUUUUUUUUUUUUUAACUGCUCCAGUGUGAUCACUCUUAGUUGUCUGCAACAGGGAAUUUGGAGGGAUCUGAUUGAGGGCAGAGGUGGGUCCUCUGUCUCCUCAUCCUCCCCUCUAUCAGCUCUUCUCUCCACUUCCUGCCUGUCAGUCCCUCUAUCAUGGCCAUCUCCCUGCAGCUGUGCUGUUGUGUCCUGUACCUCUGGCCAGUGCCCCUUAGGGUUGAGGACACAUCUACCGAGGUGAGGUAGUUGGAGGUUACAAGCUUACCCUCCCCCAUCUGUCUUUAGGAUGGAAAAGCCAGACAUUCUGAAUCCUCUGGGAGCCAAUUUCUUAUUUACCCAAAGAUCUUAAAUCAAAACCAACUCAUCUUCAUCCCCUCAGCCCUUUCCUCAAAGCUUUGUGUUGCAUCCUUACUGAUCUCAGUGCCACUGCAUCUGCCCUUGCCAUGUCCUUGGGCAUCCUGCAGACAGUUAACCAUAGCCUUGAGACAUGGAACUAGGUCUUCAGAUCUCCCCUCCCCAGCCCUAGAGAAAUGAAGUUCUGGAGCCUAGAAACCCAGAAUUCAGAGGCUCGCCGAGUCAGGCCCUGUCUGAAGCCUCCUGGAAGAAUCCCUCUUUUGUUUCUUCUCCUGGCUGGUAUUUGCUGGCAUUUCCUUGAUGGUCCUUGGCUUAUAGCUGGACACUCCAUCCAUUGUACUGCCAUCCCUUUCUCACUGUGGCUUCUCCCUUCACUGUCAGCUGCCCUCAUCGCCCGCCCAAACCCUCCUUAAAAAAUACUUUAACAAGCUACCUUAACAUGAGGAAUAGUAGGUAAGGGGUGAUCACACUGGAGUCUGGAAUUAAAAACACCAAAAAAAAAAAAAAAAGCAUUUGGUUCUCUCUCCACUGGCUAAUUCCUGCUCUACACUGUCAGUUCAACUGUUUAUGUACGAAUGUAGUGUGGGUUUGAGUAGCAUUGUGUGUGAGCGGGCCCCACAGGUACACACGCAUCCUCCAGCCACCACAGUCACAGCCCCUCAAGUUUAAAUAAGACAGGAGGGAAAACACAAACACAACGCCUUAAGCUCUUUGAAUUACUCCUUUACCAAAUGAGCAUGGUUUUGACCACUGGAGAUGGGCCCACAUUGGAGAAAGCCCCUCCUGGCCCCGCCCCUUCUUAGAGCACACCCCCACCCCAUCCAUGCUCCCCAUGGUCCUGCUCCAAAUGAAAACUAGUUGGCUAGAGAUGUCAAACUCUGCUGUAAACUUGUUUUAUUGUAAAUGUUUGUACCCUUCUGUUAAAGAUACAUCCUUGGCCUUUUUUCUUUUCUUUUUUAAAACGAGCCCUGACCCAUCCUCUUGUCUCUGGGGAAUGUGAGCUGAUGUUAUUUAAAAUUUUGGAUUUUGUUUAGAAUACUAUCCACUGUUCUUUAGCCAGAGAUUAUUUAGUGACCUGAAGCAAUGUGACUGAAGACCAGUUCUUAAAUUAUGUGUUGGCAAAUUGCCUUAUAUUUAAAAAGAAAAAAAAGAAAGAAAAAAAAAAGCCUGGUUGUGUUAUGCCAAAUGAUAGCAACCCAAGGCCCUAAUUUAUUGUCCCCAUUGUUUCCCUGCCAGCCCCUCUGGCCCUGAGCCUCCUGGUGUGGCCUCUGCUCUCUCACCCGGCCCUUCUCAGAGCCCUGCUCCACAGGCGUCAUCCCCAAGCUGGCGCUUUUGCUGUCAGUUUCCCUUCGAGACGCCUCUCCCUGCAAGCGGGGCUGCCAGUUUAAGAAAUUGGACUGUCCACCAACUUGGGGGCUUUAAUUCAGACCACCUUAAACCCACCUGCCCACUCCUGCCCCUAGUCUGCAUGGAUAAUGUACUGUGAUCGCCCCGCCCACUGCCCUCACCUUUGUAGUGAGCGGUUUCCUAAUUCACCCUGAGCACCCCCUCAGCCAACCCCCAGCCAGCAAUAAGGGUCCAAGCCAGGACCUCCUGCCCACACUCCCUGCCUUCAUCCUACUCGACCCUUGGGGGACUCCCCUACUCACUGCGCACACUGUAGCAUUCAUUCACCAUCUCCCUCACGUUCUCACCUGUGGUGGUUUCUGGGUGUGAUAGGGAUUUUAAGAUUAUAAACCAGUAAAAAAAUGAAAAACAAAAAAACAAACCUUCCUUUUGACCUUGGCCUAUUCGUUGAA
Echinops telfairi (small Madagascar hedgehog) is the source of this 4007-nucleotide messenger RNA. It is a transcript of the gene FAM222B, whose product is annotated as family with sequence similarity 222 member B. NCBI's taxonomy places the organism in Eukaryota, Metazoa, Chordata, Mammalia, Afrosoricida, Tenrecidae. The transcript is spliced from 3 exons. The record is from RefSeq and is a predicted model, not a curated record. The coding region runs from base 95 to 1786 and encodes 563 amino acids.